Aspergillus niger is the source of this 333-nucleotide messenger RNA. RefSeq lists its product as uncharacterized. NCBI's taxonomy places the organism in Eukaryota, Fungi, Ascomycota, Eurotiomycetes, Eurotiales, Aspergillaceae. The transcript has 2 exons. Bases 1 to 333 code for a protein of 110 amino acids. The record is from RefSeq and is a predicted model, not a curated record.
AUGGAGAUCCCGUGCACUCCUCAGAUGACCCAAACCGACACCUCACCAGCCUGGAGAUAUGCUCAACCAUCGUUUGCGGCAAAUCCUGACCCGACCGACCAUUGGUUUGUUCUUGGCCGGGGUGCUCAGACGGCACUCUCUGGGCGCCAAGCUGCCGAGAGUCGUUCAAGCCAGCGGAGGUUGCCAAUUUCUCCGCCGAACAGCGGAUAUACGAGGUUGCCGGGCAAGGUCGAGCGGAGGGUUACACUCUGCUACACGUACUCUCAACGAGAUUCACGCCUCAGUGGCGAUGUCGUGCAACAACGUUACAGACCAUGGCCUCCCCAGCCUUAG